Molecule: messenger RNA, 3897 nt
Organism: Sordaria macrospora k-hell
Lineage: Eukaryota; Fungi; Ascomycota; Sordariomycetes; Sordariales; Sordariaceae
Source: RefSeq, a predicted model, not a curated record
AUGACAUCCUCAACCCCAUCACCACUGUCACCACAGAGCUCAGAAGAAGACCUAGCCGCCCUAGCCAAAUACAUCGGCCAAGUCGUGCCCUUCCACAUAUCUCCCGGGAUAAUUGUGCUCAGCUACAUCAUCAGCUUAUGUGGUGCGAUUUCGACUCUGGAGCUGAUGAACCGCCGGACGUCGAGUAAGGGAUUGUAUAAUCACUUGUUGCUUAUCGGUGCGGCGAUCAGUUUGGGGGGUGUGAGUAUUUGGUGUAUGCACUACAUAGGCAACCGCGCCAUAAUCCUGCACCACGGCGAGGUCUCUCUGCAAGUAGUUUACGAUGCAGGAAUAACUGCCGCCUCCUUCUUCGUGCCCAUCGUCGUUUUAUUAUCCGCCUUUUUUAUCACAGCCAACACGACGCUCAUAACCUGGUGGCGCAUCCUUUUGUCAGGCGCCUUGUCGGGGGGCGCAACAUGCGGUAUGCAUUACCUCGGUUCGGCCGCUAUUCGCAACUACAAGUGCAGCUAUGAAACGGGGUACGUGGUGGGCGCGACGGUUAUCGCCGUAUUCGUGAACACGGCGGUGCUGGCGCUGUUCUUUGUGUCCAAAGCGCUGUGGACGAAUAGUUGGUGGAAACGAUUGGGGUGCGCGGUGGUUUUGUCGGGGAGUGUGUCGGGGAUGCAUUGGUGCGCUGCGGUGGGGACGCGGUAUCGGCUGCAGAAUUUGGAGAAUGUGAGGAAUAUGGUGGGACAUAAUGCGACGAUCAUCGUGGUGCCUUUUUUGGCGAUAUCAAGUUGUUUGGUCAUGGCGGGCGUGGCCAUCCAUUCCAGCAGAAUCCGCAAAGUGUACGCCAGCAAAGCGCAAAAGAUCACACUCGCUGCUGCCAUUUUCGACGAGCAUGGCCGGAUCCUCGUUACGCCGGAUGGUAACUUGCCAAGUGAGGAGAUCACGACUACUUUUCUCCAAAAGACCCAACACGACAUCUUUUCCACAGGCCACCCCCUCUUCCACUGGAUCUACCAAGCCUCCCGCGACUGGUACCUCAUCUCCAAAAUGGUCGACAAAAUGGACCGCCACCUCGCCUCGCUCCCGCACAGUCCCUCCUCGCACUCCCGGAAAGCCCGCAUGGGCAUCGAAUUCAUCGACGAAGAAGGGAAAAUUAUCGAAGACUACGACGUCAUCUUCCGGGAAAUGUUCUGCCUCGCGACCGUCGACCUUUCCGCAAAAGUGAACAUGUCGCUGGACGAAGCGGGCGUUUUGUGGGACGAGAUUCUGACGACCGGUGGGACCUUACCCGGUGGGAGUGGGAGUGGGAUACAUAGUCCCGGGUAUGGGGAGCAUAAUUCUAGCAAAAGGAAUUCGGACUUCAGUGGUCACGGUGGUUCUGGGCUUGAUAAGAAGGGAUCGACUUCGACUAUGACUACGAGCACGACUAUGACGGCUUCGGCUUCGGCGGUGGAGAUGGCGGCGCAGAAGAACAUGAAGAACUGGGAGGAUUUGGCGGAGAAGGGCAUGGUCCACACGGGUGACCAUGGACAUGGUUCGUUGAUGUUCUUGGUCAAGAGGGUGCAGGGCAGUCAUGCGGUUGACAAGCUCGAAGCCUCGGGACAUACUUUUGCCGACCUGCAUCAGGUGUGCAGGAUUAUGAACAACAGCAUGCAGAUCCGGACGGGCAAGUUGGAGGAGAAGUUGAGGUCGAUGGAGCGAUACACGUACGACGCCAUGCUGGAGCCGGGUGUUCACGUUGGGUUGUUCGCCAUCCGAGCGAGGGUCGAUGUCCAGCAGUUCGAUGUCAUGGUCCGCAAAGAAGCCCGCGGCUUGCUUCCGAGUGUCAAGCUGCCCAUUGAACGACUCAGUUCCUCCGAUUUCGCAUUUCUUCGCCGCCACGACGGGCUGUCGAUAUCUUACUUCCUCAAACGCUUCCGACACAGCGAGGACAUCCCCCAGCAAGACACCAAGAUUGCUCAAAUCCUGUACGAGGCCAUCAAAGACCUCCGAUCACUUGUCGAUGACACUCUCUUCGAUGAGGCAACGCUGGUGGCCAAGGUCUCCCAGGUGCCAUGCAAAUCACCCGACAAUGACUCGCGUGCCAUCACUUGUUCCAUGCUCGCCUUCUGCAUGAUGAUUCCCAUCCACAAGAGCGUCAACUGCGCCGAGUUCGAGUUCACUCCCCUGCCUUUCUUCAAGGUUCGUCAGCUGGCGUACAAGAACUCGCCCUACCACGCCGCUUUCGCUCGGUCCGUCCAUCGCGAGAUUUACCCGAUCUUGAAUGACUUUCCCACGACGACGACCACCGUCGACAAGCGUCGAGUUCCCGCCUGGUCGUCCUCAUGGCUUCCUUCACUGGUGUCGAUGCCGAUUUUCCAUCUCUGGCGACGACCAAACCAUCAAUCCCACGACCUCCAUCCCUGGCGUCACCAGCGCGAAGACAUGGAUUCUUCGUCACUCGUCUAUUCCACCAAGGAACACGUCCGCCAGCCUUCUUCACAUCGGAGCAUUUCGACACAUUCUCUCGACGUGUACAGCACCAUCAACUCGGACGACAACAAGGGAGGGACGCAGAUCCAGCUGCAGCCACAAUCAUCUCUCCAACUUUCUCCUCUCACUCUUCCAUCACCUGGCUCAGCGCAGCAACAGGGGCAGCAAACCCCCGGUAGCGCGAUCGCCCCGACUGGAGAACUCAUGACUUGCCCAAUGACUCUCCACCUAUACUCACCUCGCGAGAAGCCACAACAGCUUUCCUACGGCGGCAUCAUGAUUUCUCAGGAAGUCUCCGUGUCGGUCGACGACUCCGCUCCGGCUGUUACUAUCUCAAGCGGUAGCCACGGGAGAUCACCGCCUCAUACGCCGCCGGGUCACCGCUGCCAUCACCACACGCACAGCAACAACCAUCAUGUUCUUCACAACCAUCGCCAUGGUAACCACCAACACAGUCGUAGCGCAGGAGGGGCGUUUGAUCUGCAGAUGUUGCACGGCGGGAAGAAGAGGCGGUUCCUGAGUAACCAGCGUGCUCGGUCUCGGUCUCGGUCUCGGUCUCGAUCAGGGUCGAUGGGCGCCGGGUUAACGUUAUCGACAACAAACCCAACCAGCCCUCGCUCCCACGGAAAUCCCAACCGUCGCAGCUCCUGUCCGCCCGAUUACAUUGACCCUCUCAACCCGCUGAACCUAGAACUGCUCUCCGACCACCAGCUCCCUGAGGAAUGCGUGAUCGACCACUACGCGCACAACUAUAACCACACCGUUCGCCACGGUCUCGGUCAAGGACUCGGUCAACUCGGCCACUUGUCACCACCGCAAACGAGUUCAACGCGCCGAUUAGGAUCCAACAUGUUGAAUUUCCCGCCUCCUGAUCCAUCAAUCCAUUCUGCUCCCGGCUCGGCCAAAUUCGAUUGCAGCUCCUCGUCACAGCAGCAACAGUCCGCAGACGAACCCGGCCCAGCUUCACCCAAAUCCCAAACAGACUUUGGUCUAGCACUUGGCCCUUCAUCACCCACCUCUCCCCCUUCCACUUCCAUUUCCAGUAACCGUCCCCGCACAGCCCCCGGCUCACAAGCAGGUCUGCAGCUACAACCACUAGGUAGCGUCCUUUCCUUCUCGCAAGCGCUAGAAAACCCGCUUUCUGCCGGUGGUUCAAGUGCAGGCUACAGUCGGUGCAACGGAGGGUACAACGGCGUCAGUGCUUCCGUACUGGGGCUGGGAGCGAGUAAAGUGGAGGUGAAGAAGGAGAGGGAUGUGGUGAUGACGUUUGUGGAUGAUUUGUUUAGCGUUUGUGUGAACAACUCUGGGAACGGGCCUGGUAGCAGUGGUGGUGGUGCGGGGGGGAUAUCCUCGGGUAUUGGACUUGGACUUGGCGGUAUGGGUAUGGGGAUGAUGGGUGGCGAGGAGAGGGAGAGGGAGAGGGGGUGGAGGAGGUGA